AUGUCGUUAACAGCCGACUCUUUGAAGCAAAUAAUCCAAGACAGGCUUCAGGCCAGCUUAGUUCAGGUGGAGGACAUGUCUGGAGGGUGUGGCCAGGCGUUUGCCGUGGUUAUAGUGUCGGAGGUGUUCAAGGGCAAGAACAAGUUGAUGAGACACAGAUUGGUCAACACUGCCUUGAAGGAAGAGAUAGCAGGCAUUCAUGCAUUCACACAGAAGGGAUUCACCAGCGAGGAGUGGUUGGCCCAGAACAAGGUCAAUCCCGUCAAUGAGGAACCCAUCCAUGCCAAAAAGUGA
This is a messenger RNA of Suhomyces tanzawaensis NRRL Y-17324, 294 nucleotides long. RefSeq lists its product as uncharacterized. The coding region runs from base 1 to 294 and encodes 97 amino acids. NCBI's taxonomy places the organism in Eukaryota, Fungi, Ascomycota, Pichiomycetes, Serinales, Debaryomycetaceae. The transcript is spliced from 2 exons. Gene Ontology annotation, molecular function: 2 iron, 2 sulfur cluster binding. Gene Ontology annotation, biological process: intracellular iron ion homeostasis. The record is from RefSeq and is a predicted model, not a curated record. Gene Ontology annotation, cellular component: nucleus; cytosol.